AUGCCCAACCCCAAUGGCUGUCGCGUGUUCCUGCUGCUAAUACCACCGCUGUUCUCUCUCUUCCCAGUAGCCGCCAUAACACUCAUUCUCGAACGCAUAUCGUCGAACCUUCUCCGCGAUCAAACCACACGCAACUUACGCGACGGUGCCUAUGAACUACAUCUCAACAGACCCACAAGCACAGGCUCGAACAACACGAGUAUUGACGUGACCCUGCUCACAAAACAAGCGCCCACGUUUGCUUUACUCAGCGUCUGCACGUUAGCAUACGUUGCCAGCGCGCUUGGAGUACUUGGCAUAUGGGACUUGAAAAGGGUUGAAGGAACAAUGCAACACCAGAGAGCGUGGAGCUGGACCGUUAUAACGAGCAACCUGGUUAUGUUUGGAGCAAGUCUGGGCGUGUUUGGGUAUCUGUCCUCGGUGCAGAACAGUGAGAAAGACUGGAAAAGCUACGAGGAUGCUGCACAAGACGGACAGAGGCUCACGGAAGAGACAUGGUCAUGUCAGAUCAAUAAGUUCUUUCCAGACGAGAGCUGGGCUGGAAAUGCCUGCACUACUGCAAAAGCGACUAGAUUUUGCCUGAUCGGGAUAGCGAUAUCCUCAUUGCUAGUCAUAGUCAGCGCAUCCAUACUCAUACGAAGUCGAGGCGGCAUCAAAUGGCUGCUUGGAGGCAAAGGACGAUACGCCGGGUUCGAAAGCGUUUACGAGCUGCGACCAACGGGAUAUCAAACGCCGUACAUUGUUCAGUAUGCACCGCAGCCGAUAUUACAGCCAGGAUAUCAGGCCGCUUACACGAACGCUACCGCAAACCAACAGAUGAAUUCUAGAUGA
Dothidotthia symphoricarpi CBS 119687 is the source of this 831-nucleotide messenger RNA. RefSeq lists its product as uncharacterized. Bases 1 to 831 code for a protein of 276 amino acids. The record is from RefSeq and is a predicted model, not a curated record. Lineage: Eukaryota; Fungi; Ascomycota; Dothideomycetes; Pleosporales; Dothidotthiaceae. The transcript has 2 exons.